AUGAUAAUGCGCUCCCCGUGGCAAGCGGCCUUUGUCGGCCUCUCCCUGCUGGGCUCCCUCGUCACGGCCGUCAACCUCACCGGCUAUGAAUACGUCGUCGUCGGAUCCGGAGCCGGCGGCGGGCCUUUGGCCGCCCGGCUGGCCAUGGCCGGCCACAAAACACUCCUCAUCGAAGCCGGCGACGACCAGGGCAACAACUCCAACUACACCGUCCCCUCGUACUCUGCCAAGGCGUCCGAGGACGAGAAGCUCGCGUGGAACUUCUUUGUGCGCCACUACACCGACGAUGCCCGCCAGGCGCGCGACUACAAGACGUCGUACCAGACGCCCGAUGGGAGGCUGUACACCGGGCUGGACCCCCCCUCGGGCUCAAAGAUGCUCGGGACGCUGUAUCCUCGGACCGGGACGCUGGGCGGGUGCACCGCCCACAACGCCCUGGUGGCCAUCUACCCCCAUCGCUCCGACUUUGAGUACAUUGCCUCGCUGACGGGCGACAGCUCCUGGGCGCCCGACAAGAUGCGCAAGUACUUUGUCAAGAUGGAGAAGAACAGGUACCUGCUGCCGCUGGCCAAGGGCCACGGGUACAACGGCUGGCUGGACACGGACCGCGCGCCGCUCACGAUCCCCCUCGAGGACCCCAAGCUGCUCAGCCUGAUCACGGGCGGCAGCUUCGCCCUGGGCAACUACUCGCGGCUGCUGCCCAACCUGCUCGACGUGCUCGUGGGCGACGCCAACGAGGACUCGGAGGCCCGCGACAGGGACGGCGGGUACUUCCAGUUUGUGGUCGCCGUGCGAGACGCCAAGAACGGCGACGGCUCCAAGAAGUACCCCCUCGACGUGCGGAUGAACUGCCACGUCACGAGGGUCGUCUUUGACGAGGCGGGCGACGAGCCCCGGGCCACGGGGGUCGAGUUCCUCGACGGGGCGUACCUGUACAAGGCCAGCCCGCGGUCAGGCUCGGCGGCCAGGGGCGUGCCCGGGUCGGCCACGGCCUCCAAGGAGGUCAUUGUCGCCGGGGGCGCGUACAACUCGCCGCAGAUCCUCAAGCUCAGCGGCGUCGGGCCGGCGUCGGAGCUCGCGCGGUUCGGCAUCAGGGUCGUCAAGGACCUGCCCGGCGUGGGCACCAACCUCCAGGACCACUACGAGGUGGCCGUCCAGGGCCGCAUCCCGUCCGAAUGGGGGUUCCUCAAGGGCUGCACCUUCUCCGACGACAACGACCCGUGCCUGGACCGCUGGCGGCACCCGUUCCUCGGCAGCCGCGGCGCCUACGUGUCCAACGGCUUCGCGGCCGCCAUGCUCAUGAAGUCGUCGCGGGCGAGCGAGUACGACGCCUUCAUCUUUGGCGGGCCCAUCAACUUCCGCGGCUACUUCCCCGGCUACAGCUACAACAUCACGGCCGACCACGACGUCUUCACCUGGGCCAUCCUCAAGGGCCACCCGCGCAACACGGCCGGCCACGUGCGCCUGCUCAGCGCCGACCCGCUCGACGUCCCCGAGAUUGUCUACAACUACUUUGACACGGGCAGCGGCGACAGCGCGGCCGACCUGACGGCCAUCCGCGAGGCCAUUGGCGUCGCGCGCGCCGCCUUCCGCAGGCAGCCGGUCAGGGUCGACGAGGUGCUGCCGGGCGCCGCCGUCCAGUCCGCCGCCGACGUCGAGACGUACGCCAAGGACACGGCCUGGGGCCACCACGCGUCGUCGACGUGCCCCAUUGGCGCUGACAACGACCCCAUGGCCGUCCUGGACUCGAGCUUCCGCGUGAGGGGCGUCAAGGGCCUGAGGGUCGUGGAUGCAUCCGUCUACCCCAGGAUCCCGGGGACCUUUACUGCCGUGUCGACGUACAUGGUGGGCGAGAAGGCGGCCGACGUUAUCCUGAGCCAGAAUAGGUAG
This is a messenger RNA of Metarhizium acridum CQMa 102, 1890 nucleotides long. The record is from RefSeq and is a predicted model, not a curated record. Lineage: Eukaryota; Fungi; Ascomycota; Sordariomycetes; Hypocreales; Clavicipitaceae.